AUGCUGUAUGUAACAGAUUUUUGGGUAGCUUUGCUGCUGGCAAAUACCAGUAACAAAAAUGAUACCAGGAUGGUUUUCGAAAAGAUCGGUGAUUCCCACAAAGGUUUAGUCCCAGAAAAUUGUCAAUAUGAUCAUGCACUCGUGGCCGGCGAUAAGAUUUGGGUUUUUGGAAGGAGAUACGAGGAUCAAAAAUCGUUCAAUUGGGGUCAUCGUGUAGCAUACGUUGGAACUUACGCAAUUGCUUUCAACAUAGCUGAAAACAAAUGGGAGGACGCUAAGCCUUUCCCCGCCGUAUCAACGGAACAAAAUCUUGAUGAAAAUUUCUUCGUUCACAAUGGAACUCCCUACAUGCUGCUCUAUGCCGCAUUUGGUAGUAUUUCGCUGAAAUCUCUUUACAAAUGGAACGGAACUUCAUUUGAACCUGUGAAUUUGCAGGGUUUCGAUCCCAUUUCUGGUUCGGAAAAGUCGGUCAACGUCAAUCUAGAGAUUGCUGAUAGUCAGGACGAUAACAUAAAAUAUAUAAUAACUACAAUGGAACAUCGAAUGAGAGUGGCCCGUUUGACUUUCAGUGGCAAUGGCGCCAAAGCUGAACAUCUUUUCGACAUAGCACUAGAUGAUGGAGAAUUAGCCCUGGCAAUGGCUACAUCAGCCGUUGUUACUGGCUCACGAUUGCUUGUUUCCUAUGGAGUCACUGGUUGUGGAUUCCGAUGGACAGCUGAAGGAAUUGUUGCCUGUGAUUUGAAUUCAAAGAACUGCGAAAAGCUAGAUAUCAAUUCCGAUCCAAAACCACACUGGGGUUUCAGUGGUGCUCACAGUCACGCUCUAUUGCCUUCUGGUUCCUGGAUUCAUGCCGCUGGGGACAUUCCACAGGGAAUGACCGGUCAUGUGUACGAUGGCAGCGUUUGGGAACUAAACAACUUGAGUUCAUCGCCAACAUGGAAGAAACUCGAAGUGGAAAUUCCCAACAAGGAGGAUGGCGAAGAAAUUGUAGUCGAUCCGGCACAUGGGACCAUCUAUCUCAUUGGGAAGACACAAAUUGGCAAAGUAAAAUUCGCAUAAUUGUGCCUUAAUUUCUCCAUGUAUUCCCUGAUAAGCUAAGCAUAUCCCAACUAUGAUUUCGAGUGAUAAUGAAUUAUUGAUUAUAUGAUAUUCCAGCUCACUGGGUGAUAAUGGUUUGUGAGUCACUGAAAUAAAUAUGCCGUAAAUC
Molecule: messenger RNA, 1207 nt
Organism: Cylicocyclus nassatus
Lineage: Eukaryota; Metazoa; Nematoda; Chromadorea; Rhabditida; Strongylidae
Source: the annotation of a GenBank genome assembly